Striga hermonthica is the source of this 819-nucleotide messenger RNA. The record is from the annotation of a GenBank genome assembly. Lineage: Eukaryota; Viridiplantae; Streptophyta; Magnoliopsida; Lamiales; Orobanchaceae.
AUGUCAUGUAUGGCUGGCCCAAGUGGUGAUGAGGACAAAUCACCGGGUCGGGACGACUUGAUCCCCUCCGGUGGCUACAGCUGCUAUCCGGAUCCCUCGACGAAUGCCGACGACCAAAACCUCCGGGCCCAUCUUCAAGGAUUCGGGCCUCCCGGCCCGGAGAUCUACAACCUGAUCUCCUCCGGCAUGGACAACAUGAUAGGGUUUUUGCCCAAGAACCCGCACGGUACUCCCGACGGAAGCUUCUCAUGGAAAGGCUCGUUUUUCGCCCGGCAAGGCCUGCCUUCUUCCAAUCCCAAGGACCAAAUUGUUAAUCAAGAAAACUGCGGUUUUUACCCGCAGCACGAUAUGACCGAGCUGCUCGACCAGUCGUCCCUAAGGUCAUGCGUUUUUCCGUGCGAAGGGAACGAGAGGCCAAGCCACGGGCUUUCACUCUCCUUGAACCCUUCCAACCCUUCUUCCAUAGGGCUUCAGUCUUUCGAGCUCAGACAACACCACCAGCAGCAGGAGAGUGACCUGUUUAGAUUCGGGCCGUCGAGCUCCAGGCCGGAGAGCGGUCACAAUAUGCAGCAGCAGGCCUUCGUUCGGAACUCGAGGUACUUGGGCCCGGCCCAGGAGCUGCUGCAAGAGGUUUGUGACCUCGGGUCGAAUCAUGAGGGUAACGGGUCGGGCCGGAAAAUGAAGGGUGUUCAAAAGGACGACGGUGAGUGGGGGGAGAGUGAGAACGCAGAUAAAAGGCGGUCACUUUACUCGCUCGACCUUGUGGAGUUGCAGAGAAGGAAAAGCAAGCUGCUUCAAAUGCUUGAAGAGGUACAAUAA